CUCGCUCUGUAUCUUUCAAACCAGCGUUGUUCUGAAUGUUAUGAUUGGCAAGUCAGAAUGUGAGCAGGUGCUUCUUAUAGACUUACACUGGCAGUAGCCUCGGACGUUUUCACUUCUAUGCGUGAGAUUGUGACCACUUGACGACGACCCAGCAAGAUGACAGUGUGAGUUUCUUCUCACCACUCUGAACUAUAGCUACAAGUCGAGUGGCCGGCGCGCUUCCCUCGCGACGACAUGCAAGCUGCGAACGCGGCCGAGGCUCUGCAGAGCUACAGCAAGCCAGACCCUGUUCAAGUCCCCAUCUUCUUCAAAGCCGUCGGAAAUGCACCUAUCAUGAAGCAGAACCUAUACAAGAUCAACGCGCUGAACCCGUUCCGCGCUGUCAUCCGCUUUCUGAGGAAACAGCUGGGCUGGAAGGCUCAGGAGCCGCUGUUCACUUAUAUUAAUCUCGCCUUUGCACCUGCCCCCGACGACACAGUGACGAAUCUGUUCAAGUCAUUUGCGACUGAAGGGCGACUCAUUGUGAAUUACAGCACUACUGCAGCUUGGGGCUGAGUUCUGUAGCCCCAACUCAGGUUGGGCGCUCUGCUUAUCAUUUCAGUUCCUGAUGCUAGAAGCCGGGGAUACUUGGCAAGUCCACGGUUGACCAGGCUUGCUCAUAAUGGUGUUGCCCAGCAUCAUCUGUGUUUGCCCCUAGUAUCAUACCUACUAGAUGCACUGAUACCAAUUAGUGCCUGGAAUGUCUCUGUCUCUGUCUGUGUGCUGAGCACUCGGCAAUGUUGGGAUGAGGACACACCACAUGUGCUGACAGCACUGGCAGACUCAAUUGGCCAUUCAGAAGCAUGUACGAGAUUACCAUGAAAUUGACGAGCCGGAAGAAGACAUUGACCUAUGCUACGCAUAUCCCAUAGUUCGCUCGCUCUCUCGCCCCGAA
Rhodofomes roseus is the source of this 934-nucleotide messenger RNA. Its product is annotated as autophagy protein 12. The record is from RefSeq and is a predicted model, not a curated record. The coding region runs from base 235 to 555 and encodes 106 amino acids. Gene Ontology annotation, cellular component: cytoplasm; phagophore assembly site membrane; Atg12-Atg5-Atg16 complex. NCBI's taxonomy places the organism in Eukaryota, Fungi, Basidiomycota, Agaricomycetes, Polyporales, Fomitopsidaceae. The transcript is spliced from 8 exons. Gene Ontology annotation, biological process: nucleophagy; autophagosome assembly; autophagy of mitochondrion.